UUCAUUACUACGAGAAUCUUUACGGCUGAGUUCGGUUGUGUCUUUUACUAUUCACGUUUUGAUUCCAUAGUGGCUGGUGUUGGUUGUGGAGUUGAGGCCAACCUUGCUUACUGGGGAAUCAGAAAGGUUUCUUCUACAAGAUUUCGACAAGCUAAUGGAUUAAUAUGUUUUUCAUAUUUGGAUUUAAAUACUGGGUUGGUGAUGUUGUGCUUGUUGAAGAUGAGAGAGUGAUGGAGAAUGAUUUUAAAAUGCUUAGACAUGAGACUCUGGUAGGAUACAGAGUUGUAACACCAGGACAUCGAAACAUUGGGAAGGUGCGAGGUUAUACUUUCAACAUUAAUUCAGGGGCUGUUAAAUCUCUUGAGCUGGAUUCUUUUUGGGAUAUCCAUCAUUCCAUCAAGUGAGCACUUAUGCAUUGGUUGUUGAAGAUGUGCUGGAAGUUAUUGCUGACAUAGUAGUUGUUCAUGAAGCUGCAGCCUCACGCAUACAGAGGGUUUCUGGGAUGCCAAGAAUGCUGGUAUUUCCAUAGAUGAGCACACAGAAUAUGCUGAUGAUGAAGGG
Durio zibethinus is the source of this 561-nucleotide messenger RNA. NCBI's taxonomy places the organism in Eukaryota, Viridiplantae, Streptophyta, Magnoliopsida, Malvales, Malvaceae. The record is from RefSeq and is a predicted model, not a curated record.